AUGGGUUUUGACGAUGGGAUGCGAUCGAAGACGAGUCCUUUGCUUGUUGCCGUCGACGAGGAAGACCCUCAUCGGGAUUCUGCCGCCGGUGACAUGCCAUCAUUCAUUACCCCUGUCCUCGUACUUAGCACCUUCAUUGCUGGAUGUGGCUCCUUCUGCUACGGCUAUGCUAUGGGUUAUUCAUCUCCAGCUCAAUCCGGAAUCAUGGCGGAAAUGGGUCUGUCCCUUGCACAGUAUUCAAUUUUUGGAUCAAUUAUGACGAUCGGGGGAAUGAUUGGUGCAAUCUUCAGUGGCAAGAUAACUGAUAUGUUCGGUCGGCGGCGUGCAAUGAUGUUAUCAGCGGUAGCGUGUAUUCCAGGAUGGCUUGCAAUAACCUUCGCCAAGGAUGCCUUGUGGCUGGAGAUUGGAAGAAUGUUGAUUGGAUUUGCAGUUGGCGUCUCUAGUUUUGUGGUGCCUGUAUACAUAGCAGAGAUUGCGCCUAAACAAAUUCGAGGACGGUUCACCUCUAUUAAUUUGUUGAUGACAAAUUAUGGGUUUGCGGUAGCAUUCUUCAUGGGGAACAUCAUCUCCUGGCGCACAUUGUCACUAAUUGCUGUUGUUCCGUGCGUUGUACAACUUGUUGGCUUGUUCUUCAUUCCAGAGUCCCCGAGAUGGCUGGCGAAAGUUGGGCGAGAAAAAGAAGUUCAGGGUGCCUUGCAGAGGUUAAGAGGAAAGAAGGACAUUGCUGAUAUUUUUCAAGAAGCCGAAGAUAUACGAGAGAUAAGCGAGGCAUUUCAACCUGGCAAGGAUGCCAACCCUUUGAAACUGUUCCAGAAGAAAAAUGCAUACCCCAUGAUUGUUGUGGUGGGGCUCAUGUUAUUACAACAACUCGGAGGGAUCAGUGCGCUGGCGUUCUACACUAGCACUAUCUUUACUAAAGCCGGUUUCUCGACUACUAUUGGAAGCACAUCACUGUCGAUUAUGCAAAUUCCUGUGACGCUAAUAGCAGUGCUUUUAAUGGAUGCAUUUGGGCGACGGACUCUCCUCAUGGUGUCGUCUGCUGGGGCAUGCUUGAGUUUGUUGCUUGUGGCUGUUUCAUUUCAUUUGAAGGAAUUGCAAUAUUUGGAUGACCUCACUCCCCUACUAGUGUUUUUGGGCAUCUCGGGUUAUGUAGCGGCUUUUGGCAUCGGAAUGGGCGGAAUUCCAUGGGUACUCAUGUCGGAGAUACUUCCCAUAGACGUGAAAGCUUCAGGUGGAAGCAUAGCGACUUUAACGAAUUGGUCGGUUUCAUGGCUGAUCACUUACACCUUCAACUUCGCGCUGGAAUGGAACCCGGCCUCCACUUUUUUCUUCUUUGCAGCCAUGAGCUUGGUAGCCGUUUUCUUCACUUGGAAGCUGGUUCCUGAAACGAGGGGCCGUACUUUGGAAGAGAUUCAACAACUGUGUAGUUGA
Linum tenue is the source of this 1431-nucleotide messenger RNA. The record is from the annotation of a GenBank genome assembly. NCBI's taxonomy places the organism in Eukaryota, Viridiplantae, Streptophyta, Magnoliopsida, Malpighiales, Linaceae.